Molecule: messenger RNA, 312 nt
Organism: Henningerozyma blattae CBS 6284
Lineage: Eukaryota; Fungi; Ascomycota; Saccharomycetes; Saccharomycetales; Saccharomycetaceae
Gene: RPS10A
Product: 40S ribosomal protein eS10
Exons: 2
Coding region: 1-312 (103 amino acids)
Cellular component (GO): cytosolic small ribosomal subunit
Molecular function (GO): structural constituent of ribosome; RNA binding
Source: RefSeq, a predicted model, not a curated record
AUGCCAAAGGAAGACAGAGACAAGAUUCACAGAUAUUUGUUUCAAGAAGGUGUUGUUGUUGCCAAGAAGGACUUCAACCAACCAAAACAUGAAGAAAUUGACACCAAAAACUUGUACGUUAUCAAAGCUUUACAAUCUUUGACUUCCAAGGGUUACGUCAAGACUCAAUUCUCAUGGCAAUACUAUUACUACACCUUGACUGAAGCUGGUGUAGAAUACUUGAGAGAUUACUUGCAUUUACCAGAACACAUUGUUCCAGGUACUUACAUGCAAGACAGAUCUGCUACUGUCAGACCACAAAGAAGAUACUAA